Mesorhabditis spiculigera is the source of this 3132-nucleotide messenger RNA. The record is from the annotation of a GenBank genome assembly. Lineage: Eukaryota; Metazoa; Nematoda; Chromadorea; Rhabditida; Rhabditidae.
AUGUGGGACCCGUCGCGCGGCGAGGACCAGGGCAUCAAGCACUUUGUCAUCAAACAACACGAAGGAGGGAAGGUGUCGAUCGAGAAGUUCACGUUCGACUCGAUCUCGGCAAUGGUCGACUACCAUAAGAAGCAGAAAGAGAGCAUCUCCAAGUCGAAUGAUGUCCUCCUCACCACCCCCAUCAAUCGACAGCCAUGGGAGCUCAACCAUGCCGAUAUCGAGUGCACCAAGAAGUUGGGAGAGGGCGCUUUUGGAGAAGUGCACAAGGGGAAGCUCAAGCUCAAGAACGGCAAGACGGUCGAUGUCGCUGUUAAAUUGGCGAAGCUCGAGGUGCUCACCAAGGAGCAGAUCAAGGAGAUUAUGCGCGAGGCGCGGCUGAUGCGCAACUUUGAGCACCCGCACGUCGUCAAGUUCUACGGCGUGGCCGCCGGCCAGGAGCCGCUGAUGGUGGUGAUGGAGCUGGCGAACCAGGGCGCCCUCGACUCGUUCCUCCAGAAGAAUGCCUGCCCCAUGGAAAAGAAGCUCGAGAUGAUCGUUCAGUCGGCGUGGGGCAUCGAGUAUCUGCACCUGAAGGAGGUGCUCCAUCGUGAUAUCGCCGCCCGAAACUGUCUCUACGGUGACAACCGCGUGAAGAUCUCCGACUUUGGGUUGACCCGUGAGGGUACCGUAUACCAGAUGGACCCCCAUCGUCGUGUUCCCAUUCGCUGGCUGGCCCCGGAGACGCUGCGCAACGCCAUCUACACGCAGAAGACGGACGUGUUCGCCUACGGGAUCAUGUGCUGGGAGAUUCUGAACAACGGCGUCGAGCCGUACCCCGGGAUGACGGUGGCCGAGGUGAACGUCAAGGUGAAGGAGGGAUACCGGAUGGAUCUGCCACCGGAUAUGCCGCCCGACGUCAAGCAGAUUAUCGAAGUGAAGUGCUGGUCCGACAACCCCAAUGACCGCUUCACCAUGAAGGACAUCUCCAACAAAAUUGGCUCGCCGGGCCCUUCGAUCCGGUCGUCCGGAGGGGCGGUGGCCGGAGUGGGAAAUGGGAGGACGAUCCCGCUGAAGCUGAGGCUCGGCAAGAAGAGCGGCAGAUACGACCUAUCGCAAGAUGUCUACGUGCUGGCCGUAAAUAUCGGGGAUAAACCGGUGAUACAAUGUACGCUGAGUACGGAGAGUACGGCACGAGAAUGUAUCGAAUAUAUACAACAGAAGAGAGGGCUGCAACAGAUCCACAUGUUCGGCCUGCGGUUCCAGAUGCGCUCACAAGAUCCGGAUGAACGCAUCUUUCGCUGGGUGGAAAUGGAUCGGCCGUUGAGGAAGCAGCUCGAAAAAUGGGGUUGCAAACCACGUCAAGUGCAGCUGGCAGUACUCUACCAUACGCCCAACCCAUUCAUUCUCACCGACCCGAUGGCUAGAUCGUACUACUUUCUGCUAAUGAAACUCGACGUCGUUGAGGGCCGACUCACAAUGGAUAUGGAGAAUUAUAUCGGUUUAGCCGCCCAUAGUUUACAAGCGGAAUACGGUGACUACGAUAAGGAAUCGAUGACGAUCGACUAUAUGCAGACGAUUCCGCUAUUGCCGAAGGAUGCGUUCCCCACGUGGCACCGUAAUAUCAUCGAGGACCGGAAUGCGGCUUAUAAAGCAUACCUGCCAAACGCCGUCGAAAUCGAGCCGCUGAAGCCGUUCGUGAGCGCGGUCCGGGCGAAGGAUGGCGUCCAGAGGAAGAUCCUUGGCUCUACGCCAGAAAUGCGGCAGCUCGGCACAAGAAUGGAGGGCAACCACGAGCAGCUCCUCAAAUUUAUGAUGGCCCAGGACCCGCCCCGUCCCUCGUUCCAAUCGACCCCAAAUCUGAUGGAUGUCCGAUUACAGCCCGGGAUGGGAACGUUUAUGGGAAUGCCUCGCCUCGCCACGGCCACUCGCGUACUCCCCCACCAAGAUAGCAGCGAAACGCAGGCGACGAUUGAAUCGAACGCCUCCUCCCAGAUGCGGUUGUACGAAGAGGCAUCCCAACCGGGAACCUCCCGCCAAAUGGGUAUAAAUAUGGAACAUCGAGAAUUUCACGGCGAGGCCAAAGGCGCAUUAGCCCUGCUCAUCGAAAAGAAGCUGCUCGGCCCGAUGGAUGCGUUGAGCCGGGAAUUUCUAUUAAUCCCCAACAAGCGAAUCACGGCCGGUACGGCGACCAGCAGCAAACCGGAGAAUUUGAACAAAAAUCGCACGCGCUCAAUUCUACCGUACGAAGACAACCGCGUCGUCCUUCAAUCCCACAAAAAGAACUCCACUGGAUAUGUCAACGCCAGUAAUGUGGAGGUACCGCUGAACGGCCAGAAGUUGCACUACAUCUUGGCCCAGGCUCCGAUGAGGGGUACCGUCGACGAUUUCUGGGCGACGAUCUGGGAAUCGAACGUGAACGUGGUGGUGAUGUUGUGCGAGGCUACGAUCGAAGCCGGCCCGAACGCGCCGAUCUACUGGCCCGGCAAUUCCAAUUCCAAGGUGGAAACCAGAGAUCUGGAGGUGCGCUUCAAAUCGCUGUCCGCCGCGGAGAAUGAGGUGACGACCGUACUCCAAUUGCGACACAAAAACGGUUCGAAGCGUACGGUCUACCAUAUGAGAUUCGUGGGAUGGCCGACCGGUGGGACGCCGAGAGAGGGGCCGUUAUUAGCCUUCAUGGACUCGGUCUCGGCCAUGCAACGAAAUGUCACCGCCCGAGAUUCGUGUAAAAUCAAUGUUGAGCGAGCUACGAGCCCAGAGUCAGGCAGCCCGCUGAAACGACAAAAAUCAGAGGAUUUAUCGAUAUGGAGAAGACGGCUGAACUCGCUGUCAAUCAUUAACAUUGGCCACUCAACGAAUUCGAGCGAGUCAUCGAGCGAUUCCGGUGCCCCGCCGAGCCCUGGCAAAAAUUGUGAUGUGGACGAGAAUUCGGCUCAUUCCCCGCUCCUCAUCCACUGCUACUCGGGCUCGCACGAGAGCGGCGUGUACCUGCUUGCCGAUGUGCUCAUCUACUGCGCCGAGCACAAUUUGCCGGUCGACAUCCCCGGACUGCUCGGCAAUCUUCGAGCCCAGCGGAUGUCGUUGGUGAAAACGGUGGAGCAGUACAGCUUUGUCUACUCCCUCCUCCACGCAUACCUCAACCGCUCGCGCCUCAUC